AUGGUCUUGCCCAAUUCAGCCUCCCGGCAAGACCGGUUUUCGGCACGCGGCGGCAACCAAUCUCCGCACGUCCUCUACUCCAUGCUCAAUGACGAUGGCAGCUUAGGCCGGACGAAAGGGCCUUGGUGGCAGCGAAUAUGGCUAGCAGUAUGCUGGAUAUUCUCAAGUGCAUACGCGCGAAUUCUUCUCCUGUUCGGCAUCCGAAGACCGAGAAAGUCCAGCCCGUCAGUCACGGUAGAGGAGGCGGAAGAAGCUUACGAGUUAGAAGAGGAUGAUGAAACGCUCCCGGCGAUAGCUGACAAUGAUCAGAGCACAUCCGAUGGGGGAGAGCCAAGAUAUCAGAGAACGAAUUUUGCUCGCUCGAAAAGCGAUGGGGCGCCCCUUGGACGGAACAAGGACAAACGCGGCCGGGGCACCAGCUUGUUUUCUAAAGUUAAAAGAAAUGUUGAAGAACGCUUGGAAACAAUGCGAAAUUCCGACAGCGCCAAAAGAAUGACGUCCGGAAGCCCUUCGACCAGCGGCGUGGCCUCUUCGUCGGGAAUGACCUCUUCCAACUCCUCAUUCGAUCGGUUGAUCACGAAAGGAGUGAGUGCUGGACGAGCAAUUCGCGAGACGAUUCAGAACCUGAACGAGCGGGGCGACAGAUUGGAAGGUGCCGAUGAUGCCACAGAGCGAUUGGCCGAAUCAACAAGAAAUUAUGCCGAGACUUCCUCCGCUCUCCUACAAAAAUAUCAAAAGAAAAGGGGUUUCUUCGGU
Mesorhabditis spiculigera is the source of this 756-nucleotide messenger RNA. Lineage: Eukaryota; Metazoa; Nematoda; Chromadorea; Rhabditida; Rhabditidae. The record is from the annotation of a GenBank genome assembly.